AUGGCUAUAUUUAGUUUUGAAAGUGUUCUAUCUAGCCAGUUCCAUCUCACGUUCCUGGCACUUAUCCUGGGAAGCAGCGUGUUGGACUCUACCCAGGGUAUGGACUUGCAUCGACUCAAUAAAAGAUGUCACUUCCAAAGAGACAUGAAGUUUCCAUCAGUGAUCUCCGUCACCUUGAACGUCACUGGACAAUCUCAGCCUCAUGGACCCAACGUGGCGAAGCGUUCCCUCUCUCCUUGGGACUACAGCUAUGAUGUCGAUUACAACAGAUACCCUCCCGUCAUUCCGGUGGCAAAAUGUCGCCACAGCAGUUGCGUGAACUCAGAUGGUGACUUAGACAACAGCGGGAAUUCCGUCCCAAUCAAGCAGGAGAUGCUGGUCCUUCACCGCGAGAUGAAGGACUGCAAAGCGAUCUUCAGGAUGGAGAAGAAGAUGAUCACCGUGGGCUGCACCUGCGUCCGUCCCAUCAUCCAACAUCUAGUAUAACCCGUCCGAUGUUUACUUUGAACAGAAGAUAUAGCAGUAAUGGGAAUAUUUCCUGGUAAAAUUAGAUGCAUUUCACAAAUGUAUCAGAAGAGUAACACUUAUAAAGUGUGAAACUAUAUAUGUACGAAUGCAUGUUGCAUUUUAGAAAGUAUUAAUUUGUCUUACCGUGUAUUUAUAAAACGAACGCAUCUUCCGGAUAUUUAUUCUUAUUUGUUUUAAUUGUACUUUGAACAUUUUAAUAAAGAUACAAAAAAAAAAAAAAG
Messenger RNA from Spea bombifrons (plains spadefoot toad), 749 nucleotides. RefSeq names its product interleukin-17A-like. The coding region runs from base 1 to 486 and encodes 161 amino acids. The transcript has 3 exons. NCBI's taxonomy places the organism in Eukaryota, Metazoa, Chordata, Amphibia, Anura, Pelobatidae. Gene Ontology annotation, cellular component: extracellular region. Gene Ontology annotation, biological process: inflammatory response. The record is from RefSeq and is a predicted model, not a curated record. Gene Ontology annotation, molecular function: cytokine activity.